Messenger RNA from Exaiptasia diaphana, 647 nucleotides. RefSeq lists its product as uncharacterized. Lineage: Eukaryota; Metazoa; Cnidaria; Anthozoa; Actiniaria; Aiptasiidae. The record is from RefSeq and is a predicted model, not a curated record.
UCCCAGAAAUGGCGGAUUUAUUGAGUUCUUCUCUGAAAACAUUCAAUUUUCAGCUGUUUUCUCGGAACUAUCCGCUCUGUUGGCCAAAGUGCGUAUAUUCCACGAGACUCACAAGACGGAGUGCCCUCUCAAGAGUGCGUUAGUUUCUCUUYAAACGUUUCGCUUUCAUCUUUACAAACAAGAUGUCACUGAUACAGCAAAUUCAGCAGCUUGGACAUCCUGCUCAAGCUCGUAUAAUGCACGAUCUGCAUGCAAAAUAUCCUAAUUCAAUAGAGUUGACCACUGCGUACACACAACUUAUAGAAUGGAUACAAAAUCAGCCAUGGGUUGGUAUCCAAUGGGAUUGCAGUAAUGCACAGCAUUGUGCACAGGCAAAGUCAUUAAUAGAGGAGAUCAGUGACCAGCUGCAGCCAGCUGAUAGCCACAUGAACUUCCAAGGAGUUGUCACUGCCCGGACUUUAUUAAGCAAGUAUGAAACAGAUCCCAUAAGUCUAGUAAUGGCUCUUCAGGAGAUUAAUUCGUAUAUGAUCAGUUUGGUACAAAGUUUUGUAAUACAAGAAGAAGAUGACACAAUGGAAGAAGAUGAAGAAGAAAACUCAGUGGAUGAUAUCAAAAAGGAACUGAAAGAUGCUGGAGAGGAAAGCAUG